UACAAUUAAAGUGAACUCAACUAAAUAUAAAGUUUUCUGUUAUUUUUAAGCUAAAUAUUUGAAUAAUUUGGCGAUUUAUAUGGCCAAAAACGAUGCCCAGGCCAAAGUCGGGAGUGAAAAUCGUGGGGCAAAGUCGUAAGGCUCCAUUAAUGGCUAAAACGCCACGCUUGACACCAGGCGAAACGGAGUUGCUGCGAAUUUAUAAAAUUGAUGAUGAUCCUGAGAGAGGUCCUUGGCUGGAUCGCCUGUUCGGUUAUAUGAAGCAACGCGGUACACCGAUACGCAAAUGCCCGAAAAUUUUACGUGAUCUCCUCGAUAUCUAUAAAUUAUAUCAACUUGUGAAGGCAGGCGGUGGUUAUGCUGAGGUCACCAAGAAAGGCCUGUGGAACGAAAUCGCUCUAAAACAAGGCAUAGAUAUCAAAUUGGCCACAAGCGCCACAACAAGACUUCGUAUACAUUAUUGCCGAACUAUUUUGCCCUUUGAAUGCCAUUUUGAUCGUGAUGGAGUUGAUCCUUUACAGGUGGAGGCGGAUGGUAGGAAGCCCAAGAGUACAGGUACACUAACGCUCUUUUAAGUUCCUCGAGUUGGGUUGACCAAACUGGCCAUUUGUGAAAAAUUAAGCUUGUUUUAUUAGCUUUUAGUAAAUAAGUUAGCCUAGUAAGUUAUAU
Molecule: messenger RNA, 669 nt
Organism: Drosophila willistoni
Lineage: Eukaryota; Metazoa; Arthropoda; Insecta; Diptera; Drosophilidae
Product: AT-rich interactive domain-containing protein 3A-like
Exons: 2
Coding region: 93-575 (160 amino acids)
Biological process (GO): chromatin remodeling; regulation of transcription by RNA polymerase II; positive regulation of DNA-templated transcription
Cellular component (GO): brahma complex; nucleoplasm; SWI/SNF complex
Molecular function (GO): nucleosome binding; DNA binding
Source: RefSeq, a predicted model, not a curated record